AUGGCGAAUAGAAAGCUACAGAAGGACAUAGAUAUUAUAUUCAAGCGAAUCCAGGAGGGUUUACAAGAUUUCAACUAUCAUUAUGAAAGAUACGAAAGUCUAACAAACACUGAGGAUGAUUCUGACAACCAACGAGAAAAGGAGAAAUUAGCAAACGAUUUGAAAAAGGAGAUAAAGAAACUACAGAAGUUUCGAGAGCAGAUCAAGCACUGGCUACUGAAUGAUGCCGUAAACACCUUGGGGCCCGUGGGAACCUCAUACAGUGCUAAACUUUCCGAGAACAAGAGCACUAUCGAGGAUGCGAUGGAAACGUACAAACUAGUUGAAAAACAGACCAAGUUGAAGUCGUUUUCGAAUCAGUCGAUUAUGAUGGCAUUUGCCGAUAAUGAAAAUGGAGAGGAUGGAGAAGAUGAGAGCGAUGACGAUGAAAGCAGCGAAGAGGAGGAUGAAAGUCUAUACGAUGAGUUAUCAGAGGAGGCAGUGGAUUUGAUCAAAUAUUUCAAGGACUCCAUCAACCAACUUAGAGAACAGACGGAUAAGUGCACCCAUGAGUACGAGAAAUUAGCGUCAAAGAAAUUGCGGAAGAAUAAUCUUGCCACUAUUGAAGCCAAAAAGGAAAAAAUACAGGCCACAAUAUCCAACAACAAAUUUCACCAGAAAAAGUUGCGCAAAUUGAUAAAACAAUUAAAGAAUGGCAUGGUGACUGAUUUCAAUCUCAUUUUCGCAUUAAAAGGUGAUUUGGAAGCGUACUUGGACAAGCAUGGAGACACCGAUUUCACUAAAGAUACUGAGUUGUACGAUGAUAUAUUUAACCAAAUAUCCGCAACAGACGAAGACUAUUCGGAAGUUCACGAAGAUAGCUCAACAGUAGCAACAUCAGUGGAAAGCGCAAGUGCGGUUAAGAAUGGGCACAUUGAGAAAAAGUCAACAUCGCCAACACCACCUAAACCAUCGAGCCGAAGUUCGAGCGAGCAACCUAUCCAACAGCCACAGCAACAUCAACCACAGCAGCAUCAGCAUCAGACACAGCAGCAGCAGCUACCCAAGGCCCACCAAGUGCAUUCAGCUUACUCUGGUGAUGGAGGAGAGCAUCGACACGUAUCCCAAUCAAAUUCUACUGCUCAAGCUGCACAUCAUGGGCCAACCCAACAGAGCCCCGAGAUGGCUUCACCUGCUAUUGUCAGAACAUUGAGGCCAGCAACAACUCCUUCCAAGCCAGUUGGUGGACUCAAGUGGUCAGCAGCAGCAGCAGUGGGUCUUCCAGAAACACCAGAAAAACCUAUUUCUCAUGAAGAAUUGAUUUCAGCGGAGAUGACUGCAUUAAAGCCCGAAGCAAGCGUACCAGUAAAGCCAUUGGAACUUGAAGAGAUUGAUUUGGACAAGUUUAAGAAGGUGAUUUCCAAUUCUCCAUUAUCCAAAACGGAACUCAACUUAUUUUCGGAUAUGGAUUUGGUUCGUGUUCCCCCAGGGAUCCAAGAUUUGGUGAUAUCGUUUGCUUCGAAGCGAAAUAAUGAAGAGUUUAAGAUUCUCAUAGACUCUACAGAAUUUGAUCAGUUUACCUCACCAAUCUACAAACCAUACUUGCCCAAGAACGUUCAACCAAAUUACUAUUCACAAUUUACGAAUUUCAGCUUUAAACAUCCAACGCAAUUGACGAAAUUUCAAUCUCAUUGGAACAAAAUCAGAGCAUAUUACGGGUUUAAGAGCUUGAUUGAAGAAAUCAAAACUUUGUCGGCUCAGGAAACUCCAGAAUCCUUGGCGUUGGUCACCGAAUUGACGUUUGUUUUGUUCUAUGGAUACUACUAUGGGUUGACCCCGGCAGAGAAUUUGAUUGCGGAAAGCUGUUUAUUCGAACUAGGUUGGAAACCAUACAAAAGCCAACUUGAAACUAACAGUAGAAGUCCAUCGCCGUUUGGUAAUGCUUCUUCAGCUGACAAAAAACAAGGACAAAGACAAAUUCUAUAUUGGUUCAAGAGGUUGAAAUUUAUAUCAAGUGAAGCCGCCGAUGGAGAGCACUCAACGUUUGAAUUUGGCGAUUAUCAGGUGUUUGAUUUGAACUUUUGGGAAAUAUUUGUAAAGUAUGGAUUCAAGUUUGAGUAUAGCUCGUGUCAAAUGGAACCUUCAAGGACAUUGAUUAUUUAA
This is a messenger RNA of Lodderomyces margitis, 2142 nucleotides long. It is a transcript of the gene NOT3, whose product is annotated as CCR4-NOT core subunit. Gene Ontology annotation, biological process: nuclear-transcribed mRNA poly(A) tail shortening; regulation of DNA-templated transcription. The transcript has 2 exons. NCBI's taxonomy places the organism in Eukaryota, Fungi, Ascomycota, Pichiomycetes, Serinales, Debaryomycetaceae. Bases 1 to 2142 code for a protein of 713 amino acids. Gene Ontology annotation, cellular component: P-body; CCR4-NOT core complex; nucleus. The record is from RefSeq and is a predicted model, not a curated record.